Clupea harengus (Atlantic herring) is the source of this 523-nucleotide messenger RNA. Its product is annotated as histone H3. The record is from RefSeq and is a predicted model, not a curated record. Gene Ontology annotation, cellular component: nucleosome. Gene Ontology annotation, molecular function: structural constituent of chromatin; DNA binding; protein heterodimerization activity. Lineage: Eukaryota; Metazoa; Chordata; Actinopteri; Clupeiformes; Clupeidae.
CCGUGGUUGCUUGCGUAGAGGCACACUUCUCUCACUGAAGCAGACUCUGCAAUGGCAAGAACUAAGCAAACCGCCCGUAAAUCUACCGGAGGAAAGGCUCCGCGAAAGCAGCUCGCCACCAAGGCCGCUCGCAAAAGCGCACCAGCGACCGGAGGAGUGAAGAAACCUCAUCGUUACAGGCCCGGCACAGUGGCUCUGAGAGAGAUCCGUCGCUACCAGAAGUCCACUGAGCUGCUGAUCCGCAAGCUGCCUUUCCAGCGUCUGGUCAGAGAGAUCGCUCAGGACUUCAAGACCGAUCUGCGCUUCCAGAGCUCUGCCGUCAUGGCUCUUCAGGAGGCCAGCGAGGCUUACCUGGUUGGUCUGUUUGAGGACACCAACCUGUGCGCUAUCCACGCCAAGAGAGUCACCAUCAUGCCCAAGGACAUCCAGCUGGCCCGUCGCAUCCGCGGGGAGCGUGCUUAAGUUGAUCCCGACAACGUUAAGAAAAACAAAGGCUCUUUUAAGAGCCACCUCAAUAACUCCU